AUGUCCCUCCUCCUCGCGCGCACAGCGCGUCCCACUCUCUUGCGCGCCUCCACCUCUACCCCCCGCGCACCUCUUCUUUCCCUCCGAAACUAUGCCAAGAAACAUAAAAACAACUCGAAGGACCCGCGCGACACCAAAGACGCCAAGGACGUGAAAGACGUCGAGCUGCCCCCGCGCGGCAAGAAGAACUCCAUCCGGACCGACGCCCUCGUCUCGCACUCUCAACAGAAAAUCCAAGACCCGGCGGCGGCGGCAGAGUAUGACAAGGCGGACGAGAAGAUGAGCGCGGCCGUCGCGUGGUUCAAGCGCGAGACGGCGCAGGGAGAGGCGCGGGCUGCUGGGAGGGUUACGCCGGCGUUGUUGGAUCCUGUGAGGAUCGUGUUGCCGGAUAUGGAGGGGUACAGGGCGAAGAUUGAAGAAGUCGCUACUGUGGGAGUCAGGGACGGGAGCGUGUUGGUCGUCACCGUGUUCGAGCCCGAAAACUUGAAACCGGUGGAAGACGCACUAUACGAGGCACAACUACCUGGUAUCACUCCACAACGCGUGGAUGAACGGACCAUUCGGAUCCCGAUACCCAAGCCGACCGUCGACGCGCGGAAAGCUGUUGCCACAUCUGCUGUGAAGCAGGCCGAGGAGACGAGGCAGCAGCUGCGAAAGGCGCAUCAAGCAGGCGUCAAGAAGGGCAAAUUUGAGAGGCAUUCAAUCGAGAUGGAGGAGUUCCAGAAGUUGCUCGACAAGCAUAUCAAGGAAGUUGACGCAAUUCUGGCAGCUGUGAAGAAGAGUGCCGGCGUCAAAUAA
Peniophora sp. CBMAI 1063 is the source of this 798-nucleotide messenger RNA. The record is from the annotation of a GenBank genome assembly. NCBI's taxonomy places the organism in Eukaryota, Fungi, Basidiomycota, Agaricomycetes, Russulales, Peniophoraceae.